UAAGUGAUGUAUCGGAUCUCGUAUCAUACCUAGAGGCCGUAUACAUUCAAAAUGCAAAAUUUGACAUUCCACCAAUCUAUCCCGUUGAUAUGAUAUGCCGUGGCAUCGAUGAAGCUCCAAAUAAAACGGAUAUAUUGGAUCGAAUAUUUGCCGGUCUAGUUGCCAUUGCAGGCAAUAGCUCUUGUUAUAUAAAUGCAACUAGUGUAACCGAUAACAUUUCACUUUUAAGUUGGAGUUGGCAGAUUUGCAGUGAUCUUGUGUUCACCAUUAGCACUGGCAAUGACACCAUGUUCCCUCAAAGUUCAUUUGAUGUUGAAAGCUACAUCGAGCAAUGUAAGAGUGCAUACGGUGUUCCACCCAGACCACAUUGGGUCACUACCUAUUUUGGAGGCCAUGACAUAAAAUUAGUGCUGAAAAGGUUUGGAAGCAACAUCGUAUUCACUAAUGGUUUGAGAGAUCCUUGGAGUGCUGGAGGGUACAUAUUACUAAAUUCCUUGCGUGUGUACAUGAGUUGUAUUAUGUGUGUCAUACUGUGCAAAAAUACUGAACCAUUGAAUUCACGGAAACUAGAUUAA
Molecule: messenger RNA, 575 nt
Organism: Ipomoea nil (Japanese morning glory)
Lineage: Eukaryota; Viridiplantae; Streptophyta; Magnoliopsida; Solanales; Convolvulaceae
Product: lysosomal Pro-X carboxypeptidase-like
Exons: 3
Coding region: 90-575 (161 amino acids)
Biological process (GO): proteolysis
Molecular function (GO): serine-type exopeptidase activity; dipeptidyl-peptidase activity
Source: RefSeq, a predicted model, not a curated record